GGAAAUCAGAAAGCGAGGUAGAAUUCAUUCUCUGAUAAUGUCGAUUUCACUCCACUCCAAUGCUAAGAUUUUGUGCACUAGAUUCUACCAUCAAUUUAACCAAAACCACCUAUUCCAACUCCCCGAUCACCUCCAUUUCCCUCCCAAUUACCGAUUCUCUGCCCUCGUUGAUCACAAAAGGUCCUCCACCUCGAUUGUUUACUGCAACAAAGAUGGAGAUGGGGGCGACGCCUUUACGUGCGUGAUGAAGUUCGGCGGCUCUUCGGUAGCGCUGGCGGAGAGGAUGAGAGAGGUGGCUAAUCUCAUCCAAUGUUUUCCCGAGGAGAAUCCAAUAAUCGUGCUUUCCGCCAUGGGAAAGACCACCAACAAUCUAAUUUGCGCAGGAGAGAAGGCUGUCAGCUGCGGAUUCACCAACGUGUCGGAGAUCGAGGAGUUGAGCCUUAUCAAAGACGUGCAUCUUAGGUUAUUUCUAUUUUUGAAAGCUCUAUGCAACAUACAAGGAAUAACUGUUGUGUUUUUCAGAACAGUGAACGAGCUGGGGAUUGGUGUGUCUGUGAUUACUGAACAACUGGAUGAAUUGGAGUUGCUUUUGAAUGGGAUAGCUAGACUGAAGGAGCUGACACCACGGACUCGAGACAAACUAGUUUCAUUUGGGGAGUGUAUGUCUACGAGGGUUUUUGCUGCCUAUCUUAAUAGCAUUGGCGUAAAAGCACAACAAUAUGAUGCAUUCGACAUUGGAUUUGUCACAACGGAUGAUUUCACAAAUGCAGACAUUUUGGAUGCAACCUAUCCUGCUGUUGCCGCUAAAUUACAUGCUGACUGGAUUAGCAAUAAAGCAAUUCCUGUAGUUACUGGCUUUCUCGGAAAGGGAUGCAAGUCUGGUGAGAUAACUGCUCUAGGUAGAGGUGGUAGUGACUUGACAGCUACUGUAAUUGGCAAAGCUUUGGGUUUACGAGAAAUUCAGGUCUGGAAGGAUGUCAAUGGUGUUCUUACCUGUGAUCCCAGUAUUCAUCCGUGUGCAAAACCUGUUCCUUAUUUGACGUUUGAAGAGGCUGCAGAGCUUGCUUAUUUUGGAGCUCAGGUGUUGCACCCACAAGCAAUGAGACCAGCUAUGGAGAGCAACAUUCCAGUUAGAGUUAAGAACUCUUACAACCCUAAAGCCCCAGGCACUCUCAUCAGUAAAGAUAGAGACAUGACCAAGGCUCUACUCACUAGCAUAGUCCUAAAGCAGAAUGUUACGAUGCUGGAUAUUGUUAGUACUCGAAUGUUGGGUCAGUUUGGCUUCCUGGCAAAGGUAUUUGCAAUAUUCGAAGAUUUGGACAUAUCUGUGGAUGUUGUAGCAACUAGUGAAGUCAGUAUCUCGGUUACACUUGAUCCAUCAAAAAUUUGGAGCAGAGAGCUAAUUAAGCAGGAACUUGACCGCGUGGUUGAAGAGCUUGGAAAAAUUGCUGUUGUAAAACUUCUGCCGCAGAGAUCAAUUAUCUCCCUCAUUGGCAACAUCCAAUAUUCUUCUUUGAUAUUGGAAAAGGCGUUCAGUGUCUUCAGGAGACAUAACGUGAACGUGCAGAUGAUCUCACAAGGAGCUUCCAAGGUGAACAUGUCCCUGAUAGUAAAUGACAGUGAAGCAGAAGAGUGUGUCAAGGCCCUUCACUAUUCCUUCUUCGAGAGCGGCGAAGUGGCACUCACCAACGCUUAGGCUGACUCUAACUGGGGCCCUUUAACCAACUUAUUACUACUAUAGUUGUUAUUGUGAGUAUACUUGAUAUGCUUUCACAAUCGCUGCCUUAGAUCCAUCAUUUUAGUGACUCUUACUCAGAUUGUAACUCGGUUGUUUUUAUUCUGUAAUUCGUAAAUUAGUUUUUUUUUU
This is a messenger RNA of Salvia hispanica, 1867 nucleotides long. The record is from RefSeq and is a predicted model, not a curated record. NCBI's taxonomy places the organism in Eukaryota, Viridiplantae, Streptophyta, Magnoliopsida, Lamiales, Lamiaceae.